AUGCUUUUCCUCUACAUCCUCGGCCAUCUCUUCCUCGCUGUUUCUGGCCUGGCCAUCAAUCCUACACCACUGGACUCUACCUUUUCGGUUUCAACUAUCAGCAUCAACAACACUCCUGUCGUCUCCGCAAUUCGACCGGAAGUGUCUCCCAAACAUGGCCGAAUGCACGACCAUCGUAUGAAAACCAGCGUUCCUUCCUACUCGUCUACAGAUCCUUCACUGGUUUCCGUAAAAGCUUGGGAUCCGAACAGGGUUGCCACUAACGAGCAACUCGCACAUUUUGCAACCAAAGGCUCCGCUCUACGGUGCUUAAUGGAGGCGACAGACGCUGAGGCAGGGAGGUCGUGGCCUGACCCUUUGGGACGCACACCGUAUUCCGCCAGUAGUGCGUGGAAGGGAACACUGGAGAAUGAGCUCCAAACCUGGUUCUGGCACGAAGGGUUCUUCGACCAAGACAACUGUUUCUUCGGCGACGAUGACCCAGAUAAUUCAAUCCUCGAGCGCGCGCACAUUCAAACGGCGUUGGAAUACCUUGGCCUGAGCAUUUUACCGGCGGCAAGGGGCGGCGACAAUAUUUGUUACAGUGUCGAGCACUUUGACGAGGAUGCCGAGGAUGAAGACGGCGAUGAGGUGGAGUUUGAAAACCAGGAGUAUGUGGCUGAUGGUGAGGUUAGACAGGCAACAGGCGCCCACUACCGCUUCGGCCUCAACCACCAAGGCGGCACGAUCUAUAUCCAACAACUCCUUAACCCUUCAUCCGCCGCAACCCUGUUCUGGGAAGAUGACAGCCGGAUUCCCGACGCGCUUCCCGCACUACGCCACGCCUCGGACAUCAUCCUUGCGUACUGGUUGCGCCAGAACCCCAAUCCACAGGGCCUCAAAUACUUCUUUGUAAAUAAUCUGAUCAACGACGCUACGGUGCUACUGGUGGCGGCAAUAUUGAAGAAGAAGGGGUUCCAGCAGGUGCCGUAUUGGCCAGGUGUUGUGCUAGAUUGGAAGAGCGGGGAGGCUGCGGUUUUGAUUGGUUCCCCGAUCGGUGCAAUCAUCGCCUUCACGCUGAUCCAGCACAAACUCGAACUCAACGACAAAAGAAUCACUCAAGUGGUAAUUUUCCGAGAUGAUAAGCAGAAUAAUGAUCCGGAAAUACAGCUCUUGUUCAAGAUUGGGGACGUAGACAUGUCAGUCGCGUCUAAUGCUGAAGUAGAUACUCUGAUCAAAGGGCGAAAUAGAGGCGUAGUCAGAGCCGUGGAUGUGGCAUUGGUAAUUCGAGACGAUCAGGUCCACGGCCUAUCAUUCCAAAUACGAAAUCAGUGCUAA
This is a messenger RNA of Plenodomus lingam JN3, 1317 nucleotides long. RefSeq lists its product as uncharacterized. NCBI's taxonomy places the organism in Eukaryota, Fungi, Ascomycota, Dothideomycetes, Pleosporales, Leptosphaeriaceae. The record is from RefSeq and is a predicted model, not a curated record.